Nothobranchius furzeri (turquoise killifish) is the source of this 2659-nucleotide messenger RNA. RefSeq names its product LIM homeobox transcription factor 1, beta b (gene lmx1bb). NCBI's taxonomy places the organism in Eukaryota, Metazoa, Chordata, Actinopteri, Cyprinodontiformes, Nothobranchiidae. Gene Ontology annotation, molecular function: RNA polymerase II transcription regulatory region sequence-specific DNA binding; DNA-binding transcription factor activity, RNA polymerase II-specific. The record is from RefSeq and is a predicted model, not a curated record. Gene Ontology annotation, cellular component: nucleus. Gene Ontology annotation, biological process: neuron differentiation; regulation of transcription by RNA polymerase II.
UUCAAUCUUGAUCUCAGACUUUUGCAGCGUCAGGGGCACAACCAGCCAACCGUCUCUGUUACUUCCUAAGAGUUACAGCCGGGACAUCUGCAUAUACUCCUAUCUUUGGAUUUGUUGUCAACUUUUACCCCUUCUUCUCCUCCUUUUCCCUGAUUUUCUGUUCCUCCUCGCCCUUCGUGAGGCUGUCACUCGGUGUUUGUGCAGCCCUCUCUCCCAUCGGCAUCGGGGAGGAGAAGAUAAAGCUCCUCGGUCCUCUGAUCCUAACAGUUUAUUUCCUCCUUUCUGAUCCUCCGGGCUGCAAAGCGGAGCUGAAGCCUUAUCAACAGGUCUCCGCGCUUCACGUCCAGACAGCUUGGGAGAGGCCGGGUUUUCUGGUCCAGUCUGACCCGUGUUCUUAUGGAUAUCGCAACAGGUCUGGUGUCGGUGGAGCGCCUUUCCGCUGGGGGACAGUCCGAGACGCGCAUCAUGCUGGACGGCAUAAAAAUAGAAGAUCAUCCGCUGCGAUCGGGACAAGCCACGCUGGGAGUCCUGCUUGGCUCCGAGUGCCACCACAGGUCCGUGUGUGAAGGAUGCCAGCGUCCCAUCUCCGACCGCUUCCUUAUGAGAGUCAACGACUCUUCGUGGCAUGAGGAGUGUUUGCAGUGCACCGUGUGUCAGCAGCCUCUCAUCACCAGCUGUUACUUCAGAGAAAGGAAACUUUACUGCAAGCACGACUACCAACAGUUAUUUGCGACCAAGUGCAGCGGCUGCAUGGAGAAGAUCGCCCCGACGGAGUUUGUGAUGCGAGCUCUGGAGUGCGUUUACCACCUGAACUGUUUCUGCUGCUGCGUGUGCGAUCGCCAACUCAGAAAGGGCGACGAGUUUGUCCUGAAGGAGGGUCAGCUACUUUGCAAGAUCGACUACGAGAGGGAGAAGGACUUACUCAGCUCAGUCAGUCCAGAUGACUCAGACUCAGAGAAAAGCGAUGAUGAAGAGCUGGACAUCAAACCAGAGAAAGGUAUUGGAAGCCAAGGGAAGGGGGACGAUGGGAAGGAUCCACGGAGACCCAAGAGGCCGCGAACCAUUCUGACCACUCAGCAGAGACGGGCCUUCAAGGCCUCCUUUGAGGUGUCCUCGAAGCCAUGCAGGAAGGUGAGGGAAACACUGGCUGCAGAGACAGGACUCAGUGUUCGAGUGGUCCAGGUGUGGUUUCAGAACCAGAGAGCCAAGAUGAAGAAGUUGGCGAGAAGACAGCAGCAACAACAAGAACAACAGAAUUCCCAAAGGCUCGGCCAAGAGGUGAUGUCUAAUCGGAUGGAGGGGAUGAUGAACUCUUUCACACCGCUGGCUCCGCCACAGCAGCAGCUGGUCGCCAUGGAUCAGAACGGUUACAGCACAGACCCGUUCCAGCAGGGGCUCACACCCCCACAGAUGCCGGGGGACCAUAUGAACCCAUAUGGUAAUGACUCAGCGUUCCAUGAUAUAGACAGUGACACGUCCUUAACCAGCCUCAGCGACUGCUUCAUGGCAUCAUCGGAAGUCAGCUCCAUGCAGGCCCGCGUGGGGAACCCUAUCGACCGCCUCUACUCCAUGCAGAACUCUUACUUUGCAUCGUGAAAAGAGCGGGACUCGAACGCACCAACGCAGAAAUAAACAUCCCAUCUUGGCCCAGGGCACGAUGGAGUUUCUACACUACGACGGACACAGCAGAAGAAACACACACACACACACACACACACACACACACACACACACCUUUCUUUGCAGAAGCUCAUGGUUGUGAGUGGAAGUUUACUGAAAGAUAGUCGAACCACUUGUAGGAGAGAAGAAUCGACGGGAGACUUAAGUAUGGUUAGAGAUUAAUUGGUAGGAUCGCUUAUUCUCUUCUUUGUUUACGUAAACAAGUAUCUAGAAGCCACUGAUUACACUCUCAAACCAAAUAACACAGUGAGUUUAUACAGUGCAUGAUCAAUUGUAAACUAAUACUUUUGUAAGCCCCGCCCCCUUCACCCACCCCGAUUACAAUGUGGUGUUUGGACUGUUUCUUCUUCACACUACAUGGACUGCCAUGAUCAGCGAUAGCAUUUUCGAUCACUUGCCAUAGAUUUAGAUAUUGUGUUAAUAGUAAAUAGAUGCAGCAUGUCUGCAAGAGUGACUGUACAUUUGUGUGUGAGCGUUUGUGAUGAGGAAGAACUGCUUUUAGGAGAAAAUAAAAGUAGGUGGAUGAGUAGGAUCAGUGAACUGUACAUAAUUUCCCCAGGCUAAUUGGAUGUGCAUGUUAAAAACGGAAAGCAUUCUAUUUAUUUAACUAUAACAGGCUCUUGAAGGUACAUAUUAAAAGUGAAAAGCUUUAUUUAAAAAGGAGAGCUUUUUUUGUUUUGUUUUGUUUUGUUUGUUGAACAGUUAGUGAGUUAUUGAGCAUCACAGCUCAUCUGUAUAACAUUUUUAAUAUGAAGAUUAACCUUUUUUUUCUCCUUCAGCCAAGCUGUAAAUGAGCAAAGUUGCUAUUUAUUUCGUACAGACCAUAAAAGCUUUUUGUUGUCAUUGUCCAAUGUGCUUUUCUCAAAAUGUUAAAGUUGCUAAUUGACCAAAGUUGACUGGUUUGAUGAAUAAAUAAUGUCUUUCACCUAAUAACAUGAAAUAAACACCAUCAGUGACCAUUCACAUGGUAAACAUGUCA